UCCAGUUCCCCUAGCCUGGUCCUCCUGAGGCCAGCUACCUGGCCCUCAGCUGGAGCUGGUGUCCCGAGCCCAGGCCCAGAACCCGAGUCCAUGGGUCCAGCCCGGAGGCAGGGGUCUCAGCCAGAGCCCCCCAGUUCCCGUUAAGGCUCACUUCCUCCUGCAGCCACGCCCCUCCUGGUGACCUACAGCCCCAGGUGGCAGGGACUGAGCCACUCACUGGGGGGACUGGUCGGACCGCAUUCCGCCUCGCAGGAUAAAACCGGGGGUGACCUGCAGGGAACUCGGAGCACUCCUGUGGCCAGCACUGCACGGCAGGCACGCCAGGCUGCGGCCCCACCCCUCGGACAUGCUCGUGUCCAGGACCCCCCCGGCCCUGGGCGGGGGCCGGUCCGGGAUUUUCACCUCCCUGCUGCUCCUGGCCUCCACCGCCAUCCUCCAUGCUGCCGUGACACCUGCCCCUCCGGCCUGCGGGCAGCCGCAGCAGCUGAACCGGAUUGUGGGCGGCGAGGACAGCGCCGACGCCGAGUGGCCCUGGAUCGUGAGCAUCCAGAAGAACGGGACCCACCACUGCGCGGGCUCCCUGCUCACCCGGCGCUGGGUGGUCACCGCCGCCCACUGCUUCAAGGGCACUCUGAACAAGCCGUCCCAGUUCUCCGUGCUGCUGGGCGCCUGGCAGCUGGGGAACCCCGGCCCGCGCUCCCAGGAGGUGGGCAUCGCCUGGGCGCUGCCGCACCCGGUGUACUCCUGGAGGGAGGGCUCCCGCGCCGACAUCGCCCUGGUGCGGCUCGAGCGCUCCGUCCAGUUUUCCGAGCGGGUCCUGCCCAUCUGCCUGCCCGACGCCUCCAUCCACCUCCCCCCGCACACCGACUGCUGGAUCGCCGGCUGGGGCAGUGUCCACGACGGAGUGCCCCUGCCCCACCCUCAGACCCUGCAGAAGCUGAAGGUUCCCAUCAUCGACUCGGAGAUCUGUGGCCGCCUGUACUGGCGGGGGGCCGGGCAGGAAGCCAUCACCGAGGACAUGCUGUGCGCGGGCUACCUGGAGGGGGAGCGUGACGCCUGCCUGGGCGACUCCGGGGGCCCCCUGAUGUGCCAGGUGGAGGGCGCCUGGCUGCUGGCCGGCAUCAUCAGCUGGGGCGAGGGCUGCGCGGAGCGCAACCGGCCGGGCGUCUACAUCAGCCUGGAGGCGCACCGCGCCUGGGUGCGGAGGAUCGUGCAGGGGGUGCAGCUCCGCGGGCACGCCGACUGGGGAGGGGGCGAGCGGUCAUCGGGGUCCGGCGUCCUCCGGGGGCGCCCCGCAGCCUGACCACGAACCCCGCCCCCCCUCCGCUGUCCAGAAGCGUCUACCUCUCCGGGUGCCGGUCUCCGCGGGGAGGCCCCGCCCGCGCCCCGCCCCCGGCUCAGGCUCCGCCCCUGGGCCCGGGAGCGCCUUCGUGUAUAUAUGUUCAUGAUUUUUACAGUUAUUUACAGUAAUCCCGCCCGCACAUUUUAUUUAUUCCCCCAAUUGCAAUAAAUUAUUUAUUCCCC
Molecule: messenger RNA, 1524 nt
Organism: Pipistrellus kuhlii (Kuhl's pipistrelle)
Lineage: Eukaryota; Metazoa; Chordata; Mammalia; Chiroptera; Vespertilionidae
Product: brain-specific serine protease 4
Exons: 6
Coding region: 347-1303 (318 amino acids)
Biological process (GO): proteolysis
Molecular function (GO): serine-type endopeptidase activity
Source: RefSeq, a predicted model, not a curated record